Messenger RNA from Hydra vulgaris (swiftwater hydra), 1623 nucleotides. RefSeq names its product ras association domain-containing protein 1. The record is from RefSeq and is a predicted model, not a curated record. NCBI's taxonomy places the organism in Eukaryota, Metazoa, Cnidaria, Hydrozoa, Anthoathecata, Hydridae. Gene Ontology annotation, biological process: signal transduction.
GUAAAGCCUCGUGUUAUCAAAAAUGUAUACAACUGAAACAGCGAGCAUAUUCGCCUAUACUCAUCUGCUUUAGUCUUCUAUCAUGCAAGGGAAAAAAGAAAUGGAAAUUCGAAAAUUGAUUUUAUCAAUGCUGUGAAAAUGAGUUUCUUCAGUCAUUAAUCAGUUAUGGCAACUCCAAAUUCCAAAAAAUCAGAAAAGAAAACAAGUUUUUUUGGUGGAAUUUUUGGAGGUGCAAAUCGGAGAACCGGCAAAAAUUCAUUAGUAAACUAUGAUUAUGUUAAAGGAGUUGAAACUAUUGAAUAUAGGAGAAAAUCUGAUGGAACUGUUAAACAACAAAUUGUAGAAAAAAAUUCUUAUCAAUCUUAUAAAGCCCAGUAUUUUAGAGGACAUAGGUUUGAAUUGUAUCAUAAACCAACUUGGUGUGACAUUUGUCAAGAAUUAUCAUGGGGUUUAUAUGCUCAAUCUGCAAGAUGCUGUUUUUGUCGUUUUACUUGUCACUUAAAAUGUGUAAAUUCUGUGUCUUUGGAUUGCCCAAAAGCACCAUCAAUAGAAAAAUCAUUUGAUGAGAUUACAAAAGAAGUUCAAGAAAUAUUAAGUUUCCAAGAGGGAUAUGAACAUGUAUUAGUUCAAAAUAAUAAUUUACCUAGUUUUGUAACUUCUUUAAAUCAUCUUCGAAAACUUAUUGAAGAAUUUAACUCCCAGUCACCUGUUAUAAUGACAUUACAUAGUGACGGGACAUUUGAUGGGUUUAUUCGCGUCCACAUGAAUCUAAACAGACCUGUAAAUGUUUCUACUGAUGUUUCAAAUUUGACAUUAAGGAAAGCAGUUGCUGCUAAACGGUUAUCAGAUUCUCGAAGACCUCUUUCAGAAAUUUUUAAACCAGAAAGUUCUGAUCGUGAUUCAGAUGCCCAUUCGACACCAAAUUUUUCUCAUGGAAAUGAGUUAUCAGUUUUAGAAAGAAGAAAUACUAAACCUGCACGAAGACUAAGCUUUUAUAUGCCAAGAGGAACAUAUAAACCUUUGCAUGUAACUAGUACUACAACUGCACUUGAGGUGAUUAGUGCCCUUUUAACUAAAUAUAAUGUCACUGAUAAUCCAAAAAAAUUUGCACUUUACGAAAAGCAUGUUCCAGCAGGAGACAAAAACAAUAAAGAAGCAACGUUUCGGCGAUUAAGAGGCGAUGAGAAUCCAUUACUUUUACGGUUAAAUUGGGGGGCAUUAAAUACUACAGACUCUUUUGUUUUAAAGGAAGAUGACGAAGGUCCUAUUCAGUGGACAAAUUUUGAGUUACCUGAAUUAGCAAAUUUUCUUGAGAUUUUGCAAAUGGAGGAAGAUGCUAUGUUGGCUCAGAUAUACAAAAGGUUUGAGUUGUAUAAGCAAUCACUGCAAAAAGCAAUCGAGUUAAAAGAUCGAAUAGUGUGACUGUUAAUAUUAGUUAGACCAUUUGUUAAAAUAACAAUAAAGCUAAAACACUGUCUUGAUCAAUUUAAUAUAGAUUACGUCUUCUAAAUAUUAGAUCAGAUAUGGUCUAUUGAGUAAUUUAUAAUUUGGUAGAGUGAGUUUUUAAUACUGUGAAAUAUGUUUUGACAACUGGAUUUAAAUCAAUAACCGUAUAAUUUUUUA